CCAACCACGACCAUUUCUUUUCUUUCAUUUCGCGACGGAUGUAUGUACAAUGAAGUGGGAGGUGCCUUAAGUUCUGUUGUCCUAUUUUAAAAACAACUAGUGCCUUAUUAAGAAAGACGAUUCUCUAGAAACAGUAUUCUUUGCAUGCUUGUAUAAUUAUCACUGGUAUGAGUUCCCCAACUGCAGAUGAUAAAAGUGGUGAUUUGGGCAUAGGGAAGUCACCUGUUAAGAAAUGGGUUCAGUUUGAGGAAGAUGAGAAACAGAAGAAUGACUCAGAAAACUCUGUGUCACCCACUAAAUCUAUUGGGACAGAGAGAAAUGGCAGUGGAGGGGGUGUGAAGCCAGUCAGUGUGGAGACGCCGGUGGUGGUGCCCCCGGUAGCUGGGCCAGGACAGUACAGCGGGGCCGUUAUAGCCACAGAGUCUGUACAUGUCAGUCUCAACCGCAGCGUGACGUCUCCGGGCAAUGACACAACUGACACAGCCAUUAACAUGCGGACAGUGGACUUGCAGAACGGGAAAGCGGCUUCUACCGGAGUGAUACGGCAAGGCUUUGCCAACGGUGACAUCAUUGUGACUCUUUUACCAGUCAAUGCCAGCAUGCCAUGGAUCACCCCAGCCAAGUUCAGACCCGAGCUGGUGCCGGAGGAAUUGAUGGCGCAAGGCCUCACACUGACAGUUGAAGACUAUGUCAACAUCAUGGAUCUGCUGGUCAACGAUGUUCGGUUCAGUGUUUACAACAUCUGCUACAAGCGAGUGUUGGUCGUGUGGAUAUUCACAGCGUUUGUUAUUCUCCUCGCCCUCCUUUUCUCUGGCCUGACGGGACUGACAUUGUUCGGUCUCGGAGUCAUGUGGCUAGUGUUCAAUGCAGCCGCUAUUUUCUUCUGCAUGUGGAUCAAAAUCAAGUUGAACCAUAACUUGGAAAGAUGCAUGGCAAAUGUGAACAAACAUCUUUUGAAACACAAGAUAAUUCUAGGAUUGGACGAUAGAGGGAAGAUAUCCUGCCACAAAGUCAACCUCUGCUUCAUAUACUUUGAUACAGCAGAUUGUGUGAAAAAGCUCCAAGAAGUGAUAGAGAGGGAGGAGGCAGAAGGUCGGCCUGUCAGUCAAGAUGAAGCUCCAGACAAGAAGAGAAGACAAGAGCUGGUGCAGAGGAUGGACAUUGACGAUCAGGACAUCAUUAUACAAGGGAGCAAUCCCACCAGGCUCUCAAGAAAACAGGAGAGGGCGCAGAUGCUGCUACUCCGCUACUCAUCACGUUGGGUCAAGCUGUACGUGCGACAGCGGCUAGACCUGUGUGUGGACCAAUCGCAUGGCACACCACCACCACGCCACUGUGUCUCGUCUCGGUGUCCGUGUCAGUUCAUCGAGGAGCAUCUCAAGUACAAGCCCAGAGGUACCUUCACACAAUAUGAUCCUGCCAUGUUACACCUUGCUUGCUAAGGAUGGAAAGAUGUUUACUGUGGAAUUGGACCUCCUACUGAUGAUCCACACUUCAACAUGGGCCUUAUGUACUGAUACGCCUCAGUGCCUCAUAAGACUAGUGCCUAACACCUGAAUGUGCAUUGAUUUCUCACACUUCUGUUACCAUAGCCAUACGACCGUUUUAGUGAAGCCUUAAAACAUUUGGAAUUUUGCCGUCCAUUUUAUUAAACUUAUUGAUAAGUAAUUAUUUCAGUAUUUUAGUGUUGUAUGUGGCUUAAAUACUGUCACACUUUUAUUCUAAGUUGUUUAGAUGUUUUUUAACUUUAGUAAUUGGUAAGGAAUCUAUACAUGUGAUGAAAGUUUAGAUGUGUUAAAUUUUUCUGGAAUGCACACGGUUUUUCGUAGAAUAUUAAUAGUUGAAUAAUAAAAUUAAUUUUAUUUACUUUGUAUCACCUUUUAGUUUUACAUUUUUGCAAUCAACCUUUUAUUAUUGUAAAGUGGUGUGAGCCUUCCAUGUUUUCACUAACUAAGAGAAAAUAUAUGCAACUUUUUAUAAUGGAGUAAUAAAAAGAAAGUAUUAAAGUAUAACCAGUAGGAUUUAUGUCAACAUACAUCAGGUACUUUUGUGUUUAAGACUUGGGAUUUCACUAAAGCAAUUUCACUAAAAUGUUUGUCAAAACUAUUUUUGAUUGAUAUUGAAUACCGUAUAUGAUAUAUUGCAUUUCUUAAGACAUAAAUUUGUAUUUUCUAUAUUAAAAUAAUGUACGUCCUGUAUAUCACUAGGUUUAUUUAUAGUUUAUUUUAUUGGACAUUAUAUAAUACUUGUCUGUGUUUAAUUGUUUAAUAUUUUACAAUUUUUAUUGUUUUUAAUUAUACAAGUAUUUUAAAAAGGAGGCUAAUGUAAUCAUGAAACUUUGUAUAAUAUUUGAAUAUUUGAAUCUCUCCUUAUAACAUUUUAACCUGAUAUGUAUUAGAAGCACAAAUCAAUUGUGUAUAUAUUUUCAAAGUCUUUGCGAAGCAGUAUUCUAUCAAGUUAUCCCAACCUAUUGGAUUUAUCCAAGCUAUUUGUGUAUAAAUGUAUUGUUAUUUUUGUAGACUUUUUAAGUUAAGUGUUAUAAUGAGUAUUAAAGCUUUAAAAAAUUUAUAUGGGGAAAAUCUAUAUAAAGCUUAACACAGUUAGGAACUCUGCUUAUUGGGAACUGUUUGUAAAGAAAUAAUUUUACUUUAUCAAGAAAUUGUUUUUAAGGAUGUUUUACUUAACUUUAAAUCAUGCAAUAAGCAGGCUUUUACUAAAUGUAUUCAUUAAUUGCAUGGUAAUGUAAUGUUUGUAAUGUUAUGGAUGUAAACUUAUUAUUUCUUCCUCCUGGUUAAUUAUUAGGCUAUAGUUGUAUCUUAACUAGUUACAACCAUGAGAAAUGUUUAUUGUACAAACAAUGAAUACAAGAGCAUUUAAAACACACAGAAUUAGCGAUUUAUUAUAAAUGUGUGUUUAUCAUGUUUUAAAAAAAGGUUUUAUUGUUGUUUGUUGUUAAGAAUAAAUAUAUUG
Macrosteles quadrilineatus (aster leafhopper) is the source of this 2970-nucleotide messenger RNA. Its product is annotated as transmembrane protein 268-like. The transcript has 10 exons. The coding region runs from base 168 to 1442 and encodes 424 amino acids. NCBI's taxonomy places the organism in Eukaryota, Metazoa, Arthropoda, Insecta, Hemiptera, Cicadellidae. The record is from RefSeq and is a predicted model, not a curated record.